Messenger RNA from Camellia sinensis, 1310 nucleotides. RefSeq names its product wall-associated receptor kinase galacturonan-binding protein. The record is from RefSeq and is a predicted model, not a curated record. Gene Ontology annotation, molecular function: polysaccharide binding. NCBI's taxonomy places the organism in Eukaryota, Viridiplantae, Streptophyta, Magnoliopsida, Ericales, Theaceae.
UGAAAACCAUACAAAAACUUUGCUUGACAACAGCCCCUUCACACCUUCUAUCAAAUCUCUAAUGGGUUUUCUAUACACCCAUAGACACAUUCCAAAAAACAAGUCUCUUCAUUCAUCAUCUUCUUCUUCUUUGUUCAUUCUAAUCAUUCAACUCAUAUUUCCAUUUCUAACCCUAACAUCAGCCCAAUCAAGCCAAUGUAGAACUUCAUGUGGCAACAUUCCAAUCAACUACCCUUUUGGCAUUGAUGAUGGAUGUGGAAGCCCAUACUACCGCCACAUCCUCGUUUGCACGUCAGGACAACUCCAACUCCGGACCCCUUCUGGGAAAUACCCAGUUCGCAGUGUUAGCUACUCAGAUCCCCACAUUUUGGUCUCUGAUCCAUUCAUGUGGAAUUGUCUAGAUGGCGAUAACUUUCGCCCCACAAGGCCAUUUAGCCUUGAUACUAGCACCCAUUUCUCUCUCUCCCCACAAAAUGACUACCUCUUCUUCAAUUGUAGUAAAAACCAGGUGAUCAUAGAACCUAAGCCAAUCUUUUGCGAACGCUUUCCUGAAAGGUGUGAUUCGUCGUGUGAUAGUGCUAGUUAUCUUUGCCGACACUUGCCAGAGUGUGCUUCGGCAUUGGGUGGUGGUUCUUGUUGUUCCUAUUACCCCAAAGCGACCGAGUCUUUGAGGCUAAUGUUGAAGUAUUGUUCAAGUUAUACAAGUGUGCAUUGGAGAAAUGUUGGAAAUACUGCUCCUUAUGAUCAAGUUCCUGAGUAUGGGAUUAGGGUUGAUUUCGAUAUUCCGGUGACCACCAGUUGUUUGCGGUGUCAAGACACUGCGAAGGGUGGUGGAAAAUGUGGAUUUGAUUCUCAAACACAGGAUUUCUUGUGUCUGUGUGAUGAAGGGAAUACUACUACUUACUGCAAAGAUCCAAACAUUUCUUGGCAUAGGAGUAAGAGAGGAGUUGUUGCAGGGACUGUGACAGCAGUUUCUGUUGCUGGGGCUAUAGGAAUUGGAGCUGGUGUUUGGUAUCUGAGAAAGCUGAGAGCAAAAGCACCAGUAACACAUGGAGUCCAGAGCAAUGAGAAUAGAGUUUUCUGACUGAAAUCAACUAAAGUGAAAGUGUGAUACCAAACACAUCUUUUCUUUUUCUUAUUCAUAUUGUUUACUCUUUUCUUUUCUUUUUUUCUUUUUAAAAUAUACAACUUUUUGCAGCUUUACAACUCUGUCAAUGGCUACUUUUGUUUUGUUAAUUAUGAUUAUUAAAUUAUAAGAAUCAACAUGUAUACUUGUAUUAAAAGGAAAGAAUAAUUCCAGUGAUAAGUAA